AUGGACCACCUCAGUACUAGAUGGUUGCUCGCUGUCUCAAUAUGGUUGUCUUUGUCAUUGCAGAUCACCGCUCAGACAAUUGCACCAUCCAACGGAACUCAAGACCUCUACCCAUCAGCCACCUCGCCCCGUUUCAUCCUGAAUGGUACUCAACUGGGGAAUCUCCCAGUCGUGCGGCUCGCACCACUGGGCCACUAUGCCGAGAUUUCACACAACGCCUUUGAACAAAUCCAUGUCGAGGGACAAAUUGUCAAUGUGGACCCCAGCAAUGCCAAUGAGAUGCCCGAAGCCAAUCAAUUCACAUAUCUCCCUUGCGACCCAGAGGCGUAUACGGGAAAUCUUGGUCCCACCGAUGUGUUCCGGAUUGUCAUCAACUCACCCCGAACCAACAUCAUCAUCCUCUACAGUGUCACAAGUGAUCAUUGCGUGGCGACCGACCUGAACAACCUCCCCACAAUUGGUGGCAUUCUGACCACCACCGACACCAUGCUGGCAAAGAGCCUGGCUGAUCUCCACCUCACUCAAAACAGUCCAGGUUCCGCAACCAUUCUUCCCGAUCUGAACUCCUAUACCAACUCGUCACGAAACAGCGGUUGGAAUGGAAAUGGCACUCUUGGCCAGUCGCCCACUACAGCCGUUGCCAUGAUCAUCCUCUACGCCAUCACCGGCAUCAUCACCGCUCUCUUUGUUGUCAUCAUCAUCACCGGGUCCAUCCGAGCCCACCGCCACCCCGAGCGUUAUGGUCCGAGAAACAUCCUUGGACGAGGUCGUCAAAGUCGUGCCAAGGGCAUUGCGCGCGCCAUGCUGGAGACCCUUCCAAUCGUCAAAUUCGGCGACCAUCAAGACUUGCCCAAGAAGUCCGUUGACGGCACCGACAUAGAAAUGAACGCUCCUGGCGAAGGUGCCAACGCCACCCCGUCCACCCCGGCGAAUCUAGACCAAAUCCCCACCACCGAUGUAGUCACAGGUGCAGGCGCAGUUGCAGCAGCAGACAAAAGCAUCGAGGCGGCCACUGGCAAGUCCGACGAUGGCACCGACGCUCCACCAACUGUAACGCCGGCCAACAAUCCCGACGGCACCGACGCCGAAGGCCAUCUCGGCUGCUCCAUCUGCACCGAGGACUUCCACAAAGGUGAGGAACUGCGCGUACUACCCUGCAACCACAAAUUCCACCCGGACUGCGUGGACCCGUGGCUUCUGAACGUCAGCGGGACGUGUCCACUGUGUCGAAUCGACUUGAGACCACCAACCGCCGACGGCGCUGAAGGGACAAUAUCGCGACGCGGCUCUUCAGCGGCAGGAGGCCCGGAUGGCCAGCUACCUCCGCCGCCCCUGACGGAGGGCGUGGCCGCACCACCGAACCAGACAGGUAGCAGCCGCAGAGACACUGUAUUCAACCUGCGACAUCUUGCAUCUGGAACACGAGACGAGCGCAUCGCCGCCCUCCGACGGAUGCGGCAGGAAAGACUGGGAUCCAGCUCGCAGGGACCGUCUGAAGCCGAACGACACGGUUUGACCAGCAGAUUCCGAGAGCGAUUCAGAAUACGCACCGAGAGGAGAGACGCCGUCGCACCUGGAGAUCCACUCCGCCGACGGUCCGGUGCCAACAUCCCGUCUACAUUCUUCGGAUGA
This is a messenger RNA of Exophiala bonariae, 1632 nucleotides long. RefSeq lists its product as uncharacterized. The record is from RefSeq and is a predicted model, not a curated record. Lineage: Eukaryota; Fungi; Ascomycota; Eurotiomycetes; Chaetothyriales; Herpotrichiellaceae. The transcript has a single exon. The coding region runs from base 1 to 1632 and encodes 543 amino acids.